Desarmillaria tabescens is the source of this 315-nucleotide messenger RNA. RefSeq lists its product as uncharacterized. The annotation marks the transcript as partial. NCBI's taxonomy places the organism in Eukaryota, Fungi, Basidiomycota, Agaricomycetes, Agaricales, Physalacriaceae. The record is from RefSeq and is a predicted model, not a curated record. The transcript has 3 exons.
ACCUGCGGUACCGCGGGGGAUGCGACACUUUCCUCCUGCCGCGACCUCCUCGCUAACGGCUGGUCUGGCCUCGACUAUAGCCGCACCUGCCACUAUGGCCUCUAUGAACUCGCGUACAACCCCAUCUGCUCAUCCAACAACUGUUGCAUCUACGUAACCGUCGACAACCUCUCGGAUGACGAAGUCCACGAUAGGGCGAACGAUAUCCUCAACGCUUGUGGUGCCCCGAAUGUCGACAAAGUCAAUGGGAGGAACAGUUUUGAUACUUCUACGGCUGUUUGCGUCUCUGAUGGGUCCGGGUGCGGUGAUUGCUUG